UGCUCUGUUUCCCUAUGAGUAUGGUGUGGAACACAACUAAGAACUUGUGCCCAUGGAGGACACAAUGUUGAGGCAAUUUUUAGAUGGUUUUACUUGGAUGCAUGUCACAUUGAGUUCAAACAAGGAACUUUGCCUUUGCUUAAUCUCAUACAAGGUCCAACUCCGUAAGUGGUGAUGAGGAUCAACCAAGAGUGGAAAAAUUGUCCAUGAAGAAAAAGGGAAUAGGAUCCGAAGCAAGAGCUGAACGAAUGGCUAAUGCAGAUACAGAUAUGCAGCUUCUGAAUGAAGCUGAGAGAGGAAGACAACUGCAGAAGCAGAAGAAACGCAAACUUCAAGGGUGUGAAGAGGAAGUUCUGGCAAAACUUGAGAAGUUUAAAACCAAGGUAUCAGCAAAGGAGACACCCACAACUGUUGAAUCUAAACAUGCUAAUGAUGAGGAAUUAGCUGACUGGAGUAGUGUUACCUUGAAAUUUUUCCCCCGGAGUUGGCAAGGACCACAUGUCUCGCAAAGAGGAUCCAAAUGAUUAUGUUGUGCAUGACCCACUUUUGGAAAAGGGGAAAGAGAAGUUUAAUAAGAUGCAAGCCAAACAAAAGAGACGAUGAUAGGAACUCGAAUUAAAGAGAAACAGAAUAAAUAGUAUUAUAGAUUGAAUAGAAAAUAUUACCGAAGAUUAUCCCUCUGUAAUCCCAAAGCAAAAGCUCCUCAGAGAAGAGACAUCUCUCUCUCUGCCCAAAACCAAUAAGGUUCCUAAUUAAAUAAUUAUGAAUUCCCCUACUGUUGUGGCCAAAUGGCCUUAUUUAUACAAAGAAAGAGCAUAAACUGCCUGUAACUGCUCCUAAUCAAUACAAAUUAUAUAUUAAAAUAACUGACUGCAUCAGCAGUCACCGUAUCAAUACCACCGGAUACCUAACAUUACCGACCGCUAGAAAAACAGCCUUGUCCUCAAGGCUGAGUUAAAGAAACUAACUUGAAUUCUUUUGCCCCCAGGAUCCCAUUGUUGAAAACCUGACAAGCCCCCUUCAAACAACCAAGCCACAUACAAAGUUUUAAAUUUGCAACUCCUUUCUUUCAAAUUCAGAGGGAAUGGCUCCGGCGGUGGUUGUGGGUAGACCCCACCCUCUUGCUCUCUUUUUCUAAUUGUCAUAUAAGAUUUUCUUCUUGCUUUUGUUUCUUCAUCUGUCCCUUUCUCGUUCAAUACUCUUCCCCCAAUUCUAUUAUCCUUGCGACUCUUCUUUGUUUCAAAGUUCUCCAUUUCUGCAUCAACAACCUUUUCCGACGAAGGUGAAAUUUCAUUGACGUACCUUCCUUCUCCAUCAUUGAUGAUCUUCUCUAAUACUGGUUCAUCGUGUUUUUCUGCCAUCUUCCACAGUUUUGGUUCAGAUUCUUGAUCAUGAUUUUGCACCAUUUGUUUAUCUGUUGGGUGCUCCAUACAUGCUCCAAAUUCUCUAAUCAUAGCCAUAGAAAAUGACUUCCAGUCAGCAUCUGGGUUCUCUUGGCACCAAGAAUAAAACCACAACAACGCUUCUUCAUCCUCCAUACUCAUGAAAGUCCACUGCAACUUAUCACAUGAGUGAAUUUCAUUAUCUGCAAAGAACAUUUCAGCCCUUGUGAUCCAUCCAGCAGGAUCCGCCCCAGUAAAUUGUGAUAAUUUAUACUUCAAAGUCCAUAUUCCAUCCAUCUCCGAUAACACUGGUUUCCUUCUCGUAUCCGGUAGGUCGGACCAAUUGAUAGGAACCCGAAUUAAAGAGAAACGGAAUAAAUAGUAUUAUAGAUUGAAUAGAAAAUAUUACCGAAGAUUAUCCCUCUGUAAUCCCAAAGCAAAAGCUCCUCAGAGAAGAGACAUCUCUCUCUCUGCCCAAAACCAAUAAGGUUCCUAAUUAAAUAAUUAUGAAUUCCCCUACUGUUGUGGCCAAAUGACCUUAUUUAUACAAAGAAAGGGCAUAAACUGCCUGUAACCGCUCCUAAUCAAUACAAAUUAUAUAUUAAAAUAACUGACUAUAUAUUAAAAUACCGCUCCUAAUCAAUACAAAUUAUAUAUUAAAAUAACUGACUAUAUAUUAAAAUAACUGACUGCAUCAGCAGUCACCCUAUCAAUACCACCGGAUACCUAACAGACGAGAACGGGAAUGGGCUGGGAGAUCUCUUACUUGAUUCUGCUGGUGUCAACUAUGUGAAUUUACAAAGCUAAUCUGUUUUCAUUUCUGAAGGCUGGUAUAUCCUUUCAGCUAUGGGAGUACCUUAUGUAUCAAGUAGGGAAACUUCUUAGUGAAAUGGAGGAAAAACUUGUUGGACAUAGGAUGGUGAGCUUGGUAGACAAGGAAACUAAUGUAAAGUUUAGGGUUACUGUUCCUGUCUUAAUCUAUGCUGCAUUAUUGCUAACUUUUCAUCUUUUAGUUGAAGCCAAAUGGGGAAGAUCUCAUGAAAGGAUACCCGCAUUCAUUGCACCAUGUGAAAGGACAUAGUUCGACAUAAUUGUAGUUUUGGUGCAAUGUUCAUAGAUGUAUUGUUUAGCUUUUCACAGAUAUACUUGUUAUUUGUAUUAUAUAAUUGUGGAAGUUGGAACCAACGUGUUGAGUUGAAAACUUAAUUUUAGAAAUACGAAUUUUUUGUUUGGCUAAAUGAAUCAAAAUUUUUGGUUUCUGGGUGGAAACAUCGAGAGGCUCUAUUUGUAGUUGUAGCCCUUGCUUUGAAAAGAGAAUAAACUCAUCCAACCCUUCUGGCAUUUUUAUCAUACAAACAAAAUCAGAAUAAUUUUCAAUAAAAAAUUGCGCUUUUAAAGUCGUCCAACUAUUGUCUAAAUCAUGUGAGAUUUUAAUAUCUUGGCUCAGCAUUAGUAAAUCAUGAUGUCAACAUCCCGGCCAAAUGAAUAAAAUUGAGAGGGUCAUGACAUUACUAGUUCCAUCUGCCGGCCUAUAUUUGUCAACUAUUAUAUUUAUCAGGACGGCUUUAGGAUUAUAAAUCAAAUUAUCAUUGUAAUAUUAGCCAAUUUGACCAUUUCCAUUUCUGGCAAAAGCUACAGCUUAUUAGUCCACAUAAACUUUUGCAUCAAAAACCCUGUAGCAUAUUCUGCUCAAAUGGAAAUGAUUUGCAAUAUCUUGUUGGUCUUCUUAGUAACACCCUUUUUCCUCCUAAACAUGAUUAGUUGUGAGGAUGAUGAGGUGAAGAGAACACUAAUACAGUUCCUGACACAACUCAGAGGCCAGCAGAAUAAUAGUUCAAGUUUGGUCUGGAAACCAGACACUGAUCCCUGCAAGGAUCAUUGGAAUGGUGUAUACUGUGAUGC
This is a messenger RNA of Medicago truncatula (barrel medic), 3284 nucleotides long. RefSeq names its product peptidyl-prolyl cis-trans isomerase CYP57. The transcript is spliced from 4 exons. The record is from RefSeq and is a predicted model, not a curated record. The coding region runs from base 207 to 524 and encodes 105 amino acids. Lineage: Eukaryota; Viridiplantae; Streptophyta; Magnoliopsida; Fabales; Fabaceae.